AUGGAGCCCAGGGCACGAGCCGGCAAGAAUGUCGGCAAGAUGAACUUUGGCAACGUCGAGUUGUCAUCGCUCCUCUACGGCUGCGGCGACGUGCGCCACCCGCUCCCCGAGAGCAUGAAGGUGCUGGACGAGAUCGCGACCGAGUUCAUCCAGGGCCUGUCGUUCGAGGCCGCGCGCACGGCGCAGUACUCGGGCCGCCAAAAGGUCAAGUACGAGGACUUUGAGUUCUCGUUCCGCCGCAACCCCCAGUACCUCGGCCGCGUCCAGGAGGUCUUCGAGCUGAAGAAGCACAUCGCCGAGGCCCGCAAGGCCUUCAACGACGAAACCCUGCUCAAGGAUACGACCGGCCUCAAGCAGCUCGCCGCCGACGCCGGCGUCGCCUCGGCCGCCGACGGCAAGGCGGAGAGCGAGGCUGGCAGCGGCGGCGGCGCGAGGAGCGUCAGCGAGAGGAGUGCCGUCAACAGGGGGAAGAAGAGGAAGCACGAGGACGUGGCCGAGGACGAGGAGCUAGGCGAUCAGGACGAUGACCUCGAGGCCCUCAUGGACCUGACUGGAAAGAAGCGAUGA
Gaeumannomyces tritici R3-111a-1 is the source of this 567-nucleotide messenger RNA. RefSeq lists its product as hypothetical. Gene Ontology annotation, cellular component: transcription factor TFIID complex. Lineage: Eukaryota; Fungi; Ascomycota; Sordariomycetes; Magnaporthales; Magnaporthaceae. Bases 1 to 567 code for a protein of 188 amino acids. Gene Ontology annotation, biological process: RNA polymerase II preinitiation complex assembly; transcription by RNA polymerase II. Gene Ontology annotation, molecular function: protein heterodimerization activity. The transcript is spliced from 2 exons. The record is from RefSeq and is a predicted model, not a curated record.